AUGGUUUGGCCUCCAGCUCCCGUAUCUAUUCGGUAUACUCCACUAGCGGUCCGGGUCCACUACGCGCCUAUCGAUUUACGGGAGCCUCGUAGCUCUCUACCAGGCUCGAGUAAAAGGUCAACUGGUAAUCCGGUUUCCUGGCUUGGCCCGACACCUGAAAACAUUCCUCUCCCAGCAGUCACCAAAGACGAGCUAAUCACACUCGACACCACCUUAGAUGGCUCCGCCCCGGUCGAUGCAGCCUUGGCCCUCUCCACCGGUAUCGACGCAAAGAAUCGGUGCAUCUCUGUUGUGCGAGUACUACGAGACAUACCGCCGCCUAAUUUAGCAAAGUAUCCACCCGAGGAUAGAAUGCGCGUAAGGGGGCGCGAAGUCCGACUUGCAGCAAAACUACAGGACAAACGGAGACGGCAAGACGCAAAGGAAGGAAAGAAUGAACCGAAACCUUCGAUGCGAGCCGAUUUUGAAGUCUGGAUGGAGAUGAUGAAGCAUGGGUGUAUACCCGGUGAUAAGGAGCGGCCUGAGAAUUGGUCGCUGAGGAGUAUCGCCAGAUGGAAGACGCGUGAUGGGGGGCGAAAUGGGAAGCGGCAAAGGUGA
Messenger RNA from Rhizoctonia solani, 597 nucleotides. RefSeq lists its product as uncharacterized. The record is from RefSeq and is a predicted model, not a curated record. NCBI's taxonomy places the organism in Eukaryota, Fungi, Basidiomycota, Agaricomycetes, Cantharellales, Ceratobasidiaceae. The coding region runs from base 1 to 597 and encodes 198 amino acids. The transcript is spliced from 5 exons.